AGGGGCGGAUGCUGCUGCCCACAGCGCCGCGUCGAAGUCCACUCUACUUUCCUAGGAGCUCGGCGCCUAGUAAACUAAACUGCAGAGGAUUCAGGAGGAAUUUGGAUGUUGGAGGACCUCUGUAAUUUCCCUCCGCCUCUUCGUAGACGCCGACAGACUCCAUUGCUCAGACGGCCAUUGACCGCGGUCGGUGCCCAGCCAGCGAAGCGGGAGCCAUGCCUGUCCCCGCUGGAUACCUCAGCGACUCCCGGGGCGCGGCCUUCGCAUCCUCGGCCUCGCUUAUCCCGCCGCCGCCGAUCAACACUCAGCAGCCCGGUGUUGUAACGUCGCUGCUAUAUAGCGGGUCCAAGUUCAGGGGCCACCAGAAGAGCAAAGGGAACUCUUAUGACGUGGAAGUUGUUUUGCAGCAUGUCACCAUGGAAGAUUCCUACUUGUGUGGCUACCUUAAAAUAAAAGGACUUACAGAGGAAUACCCAACUCUGACCACGUUCUUUGCCGGAGAGAUCAUCAGCAGAAAGAGGCCGUUUCUCACCCGGAAAUGGGACGCAGAUGAGGAUGUGGAUCGUAAACACUGGGGCAAGUUCCAGGCUUUCUACCAGUAUGCAAAGACAUUCAACUCAGAUGAUUUCGACUAUGAAGAUCUGAAAAACUCUGACUAUAUUUUCAUGAGGUGGAAGGAGCAGUUCCUGGUCCCUGACCACACAAUCAAAGACAUCAGCGGAGCUUCCUUUGCUGGAUUCUACUACAUCUGCUUCCAGAAAUCCACAGCAACAAUUGAGGGCUACUACUAUCACAGGAGCUCUGAAUGGUACCAGUCUCUAAACCUCACCCACGUUCCCGAGCACAGCGCAGCCAUCUAUGAGUUCCGGGUUGGCAGCGUCAGUCACCCGUUCGUCACUCAGACUUACCGCUGUGUGGGUGCUUAUGAGACAAAGGACACCAAGAAUCGUCCAUUUAAAGUUGCCCUGGAUGAGAAAGUUGAUGUCCUGAUCAAGGAUCCUGCAGGUUGGUGGCUGGUGGAGAAUGAGGAUAAGUGUCUGGCUUGGUUUCCUGCUCCGUACCUGGAGGUAUGCGAAGAAGAGGAAGAUGAUGACAACGGGUUCCAGCUGGGAGGUGCCCUGUACUGUGCUGUGAGGAGUUAUUCAACUAAGAAGGAUGACGAGGUAGCUGUGUCCAUUGGCUCUGUGGUGGAGGUGUUGAGGAAGUCUGACAACGGCUGGUGGCUUAUCAGAUUCAAUGGCAAGGCAGGUUACAUACCCUCCAUGUACCUGCAACCAUACAACAACCCUCGCGCAGGCCUCUACAGCUUGCAGAGAAAGCUACAUAGUUCCACCCUGAACCUGGCUACCAGCAGAGAACUUCAGUCUUCUUAUCCUCCAAGCAUCAACAAUGAAAAUACGCCACCACAAGACUCUGCAGGUCCAUCCAGAGGUGAGGCAGAUGUGCAUGGGAAUCUCCAAAAAUCAAGAUCCCUCGAUGUUCUUUCUGAGACCUGGUGCCAGACUGGUCUGCCAACCCAGGCUGAGCAAAACGCGGCAACCACAGAUGGCCGCGCUCGCAGCAUGAGCAACACAAGCACAGACUCCAGCUUCUCCAGCUUCUCCUCAGGCAGUGAAUCGUCCUCAAGUUUAAGAAAUGAUGCACAGCACCAGAAGAGCACUGGCCGACCUGCAGCCUCACACCAGUCUAAUGUCAGUGAAAGUGGUGGCAGCAGUGCUGAUCUCAGCCUCUCUGACCGUCGCGGCUCCAACACUAGCACUGACAGCACUGGAUCUGUUUCAGUUGCUCCCAGGGUGCCACCCAGACCCAAGACCGAGGAGAUCCUAAACCGCUGCACCACCAUGACCCGCAAGGCAGCUCUGGCCACCAAGACGCGGCUUCAGAUCCAGCCGGAGACCAUCCACAGCCGCUAG
Molecule: messenger RNA, 1913 nt
Organism: Scomber japonicus (chub mackerel)
Lineage: Eukaryota; Metazoa; Chordata; Actinopteri; Scombriformes; Scombridae
Gene: noxo1b
Product: NADPH oxidase organizer 1b
Exons: 11
Coding region: 216-1913 (565 amino acids)
Biological process (GO): protein catabolic process in the vacuole; protein targeting to vacuole; proteasome-mediated ubiquitin-dependent protein catabolic process
Cellular component (GO): GID complex; extrinsic component of membrane
Molecular function (GO): protein binding
Source: RefSeq, a predicted model, not a curated record